This is a messenger RNA of Thelazia callipaeda (thelaziosis nematode), 852 nucleotides long. Lineage: Eukaryota; Metazoa; Nematoda; Chromadorea; Rhabditida; Thelaziidae. The record is from the annotation of a GenBank genome assembly.
AUGGUUGUUCAUCAUUGUAGUUCGGAUGCAGAAUUCCGAGGAUUCUUGGAGACUGCUGGUUUAAAGCCUGUUAUUGUUGAUUUUUUCGCUCUUUGGUGUGGACCAUGUAGACAGAUUGCACCAAAUUUCGAGCAACUAUCUAAUAAGUAUUCAAAUGUUAUGUUCUUAAAGGUUGAUGUUGAUAAGGCUAAGGAUCUUUCGACACAGCAGGGAGUUACAGCAAUGCCUACAUUUAUUGUAUAUAUGAAUAAAGUUAAAGUCGACGUUCUACACGGUGCUGACCCAUCAGCAUUGAAUACUUUGGUACAGAAAUGGUCGAUUAAUGCACCUAAAGAAGAUAGUUUAGUCUCGGGUCAAACCGAUCUCAUUACAUUUGUUGAUAAGAAACAAGUAGAAUGCUUGAACGAAGAUGAUAAUGCGACAUUAAAGAAUCUUCUGGUCGGUGAAAGUGUCCUCAGAUCUGAUUGUGACCCUCAACUGAUUAUAUCAAUUCCAUUCAAUCAACCAGUGAAAGUGCAUUCAGUUUAUUUAAAAGGCAAUAGUCAGUCCGCACCAAAAACAGUGAAGAUUUUCACUAAUCUUCCAAGCGUUCUUGAUUUUGAUCAAGCAGCCAGUGCUGAAAGUGUGCAGACUAUUGCAUUUUCGGAAAAGAUUACUGAAGGAGAAUUGUACAAUCUUCGUUAUGUCAAAUUUCAAAAUGUAAAAAAUAUUCAGUUAUUUGUGGAGGAUAAUCAAGGUGGGAUGGAAAACACUGUAAUCGAAGCCCUUCGUUUUUAUGGGACCCCACUUUCAGCUACUAAUAUGCAAGAAUUUAAGCGAGUUUCUGGUAAAGUUGGGGAAGUCGGACACUAA